Messenger RNA from Henningerozyma blattae CBS 6284, 927 nucleotides. Its product is annotated as phosphatidylinositol-specific phospholipase C. Gene Ontology annotation, molecular function: phosphoric diester hydrolase activity. The transcript has a single exon. The record is from RefSeq and is a predicted model, not a curated record. Gene Ontology annotation, biological process: lipid metabolic process. Lineage: Eukaryota; Fungi; Ascomycota; Saccharomycetes; Saccharomycetales; Saccharomycetaceae. The coding region runs from base 1 to 927 and encodes 308 amino acids.
AUGGUUAACUAUAACGAAUGGAUGUCUCAAUUAAACGGGGACGUUAAUGUUGGCCACUUAUCCAUUCCAGGUACACAUAACAGUGCUGCUAGUCAUACUGCCAUGCCUUCGGUCAAAUGUCAAGAUAAAAGUAUUACCGAGCAAUUGAAUAACGGUGUUAGAUUCUUUGAUAUUAGAUUGGGGAAAUUCUUUUUCAAGGAUAAAGAUACUGAUGGUGACGGCCACGACGAUUAUAAUUCCAAUGACCUACAAGUAAUCCAUGGCAAAUUCCCAGUUAAGAUGCCCUUCCCAUUAGAAUUUUCAAAAGUAUUGGAGGAAUUUUAUUCCUUUUUAGAUGAAAACCCAAAGGAAUCUUGCAUUGUUUCAUUGAAACAAGAAGGUUCAAAUUCUUGGGAUAAUGAUAAUGAUGAAUUUGGUAAUUUCAUUUGGAAUAACUAUAUCUCCAAAAAUGAAGACAAAUGGUACUUAAAUAAUCAAUUACCAAAUUUGAAUGACUGUAGAGGUAAGAUCAUCUUGUUCCGUAGAUUCGGUAUUAAGGACGAAAACAAAGCCAACAAUUAUGGGAUCGAGGCUUCAUACUGGUCUUAUAAUACCACUGAUGAAGACCGUGGCUCAUUCAGAGUUCAAGAUUUCUGUGAAAUUAAUGAUAGAGCUGCUAUCGAUCAAAAAGCCGAUCAUGUUAAACAAUUCAUGACUACCGCCACUGAGUAUAAUGGAACACAAAGUUCUAAUCCUAAGUUAUUUCUAAAUUUCUGCUCAGGUGCUAACUUUUUUGAUCACCAAUGUUGGCCAGAAGAAAUUGCCAAUAGAAUAGAAACAUGUGGCAUUCAAGACAAUGUGAAACGUGGUUGUGGUAUUGUUAUUGUCGACUAUGCUGGCAAGAAUGAUUGGAGUAUUGUGAAGAGAAUGGUUGAUUCUAACUUUUAA